Phodopus roborovskii (desert hamster) is the source of this 4436-nucleotide messenger RNA. RefSeq names its product zinc finger protein 345. The coding region runs from base 156 to 3275 and encodes 1039 amino acids. The transcript is spliced from 5 exons. The record is from RefSeq and is a predicted model, not a curated record. Gene Ontology annotation, biological process: regulation of DNA-templated transcription. Lineage: Eukaryota; Metazoa; Chordata; Mammalia; Rodentia; Cricetidae.
GGGGUCUCAGCGGGGUGUGGGUACUCCGUAUAGCCACAGGUGCGGCGGGAGGCGGCCUGGGAAAGUCACAGUCAGCAGCGCAGUGGCGGGAACCGCAGCCCGGCGGCCCUGGAACCUCCCAGUUCCAGGUGAUUUCUGGAGAAUCAUUUUCUCCUAUGCAGUCUCACAUUGCUCAGUCAGUCCUGGUCACCUGUGAAGGAGAACAAACAGCCCUGGAUGGUGAAGAGAGAGGAGAGAAAGGACCCAGAAGAGUUCUGGUGUUUGUUCCUGAGACAGAAACUGAGAGAAGAGCAACAGGAAGAAUGGAUGAUUUUCCUGUAAAUGCACCCCAGUGUCUAUUGACAUUCCAGGAUGUGGCUGUGGACCUGUCCCAGGAGGAGUGGGAAUGUCUGGACUCGUCUCAGAGGACAUUGUACAUGGAUGUGAUGUUGGAGAAUUACAGCAAUCUAGUCUUUGUAGACAACCAUCACAUGUGUGCUGGAUAUAAGGACCUUCAGCAUGGUACAAAGAAUAUUGUUCAUGAUUAUGUGAAUCUCCAAGAGAAGCCUUUUAAAUGUGAUGAGCUUAGCAAAGUUACCCAUGAAUCUUUUGAAUAUGUACCUUAUGACAGAAGUGAUAUUGCAGAAAACUGCAAGAUUGAAUUUGGAAACCAAAUAGAUACCGCUGUGGAGUUACAAACCAGACAAAGAAGUGGCAACAUGGGAGAAGAACACUGCAAACAUAAGGACUGUGUAAGCUGUUUAAGAUUCUGUUCCAUCAUUAGCCAAAAUCUAGGAAUCUGCAUUGGAAAGGAAGAACACAAGAACACAGAGACUGAUAACUAUAACCGUGAACUCACACUGACAGGAAUCCAUAGUGAAAAAAAAUCACAGCAAUGCCAGAAAUGUGAAAAAUGCCUUAAGAUACACUCAAUCCUCAGUAGACAUAAAGGAUCUCAUACAGAGGAGAAACCUUAUAAACGGACACAUUGUAGCAGUUUCGUUCUGAAUUUAUUGCAACACAGAAUACGUAAUAACAUUCAUUAUGGAGAAAAAUCCUACAAUUGUACUGAAAGUAGUAAGUGCUUUUUUGAUUCAGCAGAUAAAAGAUUUCACAGAAGCCACACUGAAGAGAAAACUUACAAAUUUACUGAUUAUGGCAACUCCUUCAUUUAUUGCUCAGAUCUUGGAAAAUAUCAGAAAGUUCAUAGAGGUGAGAGGUCUCAUGAAGACAAGGAGUGUAGUAACUUCUACACAUUGUCACAUCUUGAAUAUCAUGAUAGAAGCCAUAGUGAAGAGAAAAUUGACAGAUUUAGUGAAUGUGAUAAAUCCCUUUCCACUGCCUCAAUUGGUAAAACAAAUCAGAGGAUUCCCACAGGAGAGAAACCUUACAAAUGUAUUGAAUGUGAUAAAUCCUUUAUUCAGAAAGCUAAACUUAAAACACAUCAAAGAAUUCAUACAGGGGAGAAACCUUAUAAAUGUAGGGAAUGUGGCAAAUGCUUUACCCAGAAGACACACCUAAUAACCCAUCAGAAACUUCAUACAGGGGAGAAGAAUUUCAGAUGUAGCGAAUGUGACAAAUCCUUUUCCCAGAAAGAUCAUCUUAGGAGACAUCAGACAAUUCACACCGGUGAAAGGCCUUAUAAAUGCACUGAAUGUGGGAAAGCCUUUGCCCGUACUACAUAUCUUAGGUUGCAUCAGAACAUUCAUGCAGGUGUGAAACCAUACAAGUGCAGUGAAUGUGACAAAAGCUUUACAAGUAAUUCAUCUCUUCGAUUGCAUCAGAGCAUUCAUACAGGCGAGAAACCUUAUAAAUGUGGUGAGUGUGAGAAAUCCUUUACCAGUAGUUCAUACCUUAAGUUGCAUCAGAACAUUCAUAAAGGUGAGAGACCUUACAAAUGCAAUGAAUGUGACAAAGGCUUUAUCCAGAAACAACAGCUGAGAAGACAUCUGACAAUUCACACAGGAGAGAAGCCUUAUAAAUGUAGUGAGUGUGAGAAAUCCUUUUCCGUUAGUUCAGAUCUUAGAAGCCAUCAGAAAAUUCAUGCAGCAGAGAAUCCUUACAAAUGCAGUGAGUGUAAGAAAUGCUUUAGCAGUUCUUCAUCUCUUCGAUUGCAUCAGAAAUUUCAUACUGGUGAGAGACCUUACAAAUGUAAUGAAUGUGGCAAAGGUUUUCUCCAGAACCAGCAGCUGAAGAGACAUGAGACAACUCAUACAGGAGAGAAGCCUUAUAAAUGUAGUGAGUGUGAGAAAUCCUUUUCAGUUGGUUCAGAUCUUAGAAGCCAUCAGAAAAUUCAUGCAGAAGAGAAUCCUUACAAAUGCAGUGAAUGUAAGAAAUCCUUUAGCAGUAGUUCAGCACUUCGAUUGCACAAGAGAAUUCAUACAGGUGAGAAACCUUAUAAAUGCACUGAAUGUGACAAAUCCUUUAUUCAGAAACACCAACUUAGGCGACAUCAGACAAAUCAUACAGGUGAGAGACCUUAUAAAUGUAGUGAAUGUGAGAAAUCCUUUACCAGUAGUUCAUCUCUUCAAUUGCAUCAGAACAUUCAUACAACUGAGAAACCUUACAAAUGUAGUGAAUGUGGCAAAGGCUUUAACCAGAAGCAACAGCUGAUAAGACAUCUGACAAUUCAUACAGGAGAGAAGCCCUAUAAAUGUAGUGAGUGUGAGAAAUCCUUUUCAGUUGGUUCAGAUCUAAGAAGCCAUCAGAAAAUUCAUGCAGCAGAGAAUCCUUACAAAUGCAGUGAGUGUAAGAAAUCCUUUACCAGUUCUUCAUCUCUUCGGCUACAUCAGAGAAUUCAUACAGGCGAGAAACCUUACAAAUGCAGUGAAUGUGAGAAAUCCUUUGCCAGUGGGUCAUACCUUAGAAUACAUCGGAAAUUUCAUACAGGAGAGAAACCAUACAAAUGUGGCGAAUGUCAGAAAUCUUUUACCACUGGUUCCUAUCUUAGAUUGCACCAGAAAAUCCAUAGAGGCGAGAAACCUUACAGAUGUAGUGAAUGUGGCAUAUCCUUUAUCAAGAAACAACAUCUAAAGAUACAUCAUAAAAUUCAUAUUCGGGAGAAAACUUAUGAAUGCAAUGAAUGUGGCAAAUGCUUUGGUCUGAAAUUCAAAUUAAGAGAACACCAGAGAAUUCAUACAGGAGAGAAACCUACAAAUGUAAUGAAUGUGGCAAAUGCUUUAUAUGGAAAUGCAGACUUCCAACCCCUCAGUGAGUUUAUACAGGAGGAAAACCCUACAAAUGCAAUAAAUGUGACAAAUCUUUUACCGGUGAGUCAUAUCUUAGAGUACAUCUGAUAAUUCAUACAGGAGAGAAACCUUAUAAAUGUGCAUGUGAGAAAUCUUUCCCAGUGGCUCAUACCUUAGAUUGCUUCAGAAAUUUCUCAUACAGGGGAGAAAUUUUAUAAAUGUUGUGAAUAUGCUAAAUCUAUUACCACUCAUAUCUUAGACUCCAUCAGGAAAUUUAUAAAGGUGAGAUACUUUACAAAUGUAUUGCAUGUGACUUUACCUCACUCAUAUCUAAUAAACAAAAAAAUACAUACUGUGGAGAAUAGUAAAUAAUGUGGUAUGUUCUAUAGCCAAGCUAUGUCCCUAUGGACCACUAGAGGCUCCAUAUUAGAGAAUCAUUGUGAACAGGAAAAACUCGAAAACCCUUUAAGCAAUGUUCAAAUAUUAGAAAAUAUCAAAGUUUCAUACUGAGGAAAAAUUCUGAAAAUGUGGCAAUGUGGAAAAAGAGUUUUUUUAAAACAUACCUUUUCAACUUCAAAUAAUUAAUAAUGAGUACAAAAUGGAGAAACCUGAUGAAUGUGCAGGCCUUUCCUGGAGACUAAAACAAUCCAUCCUGAAGGGAAUCUGAUUAAGACAGAAACCAGUCAAUAGCAUCAAGAAAUACAUGAAUCUGACAGGAUUCACUGUGUUUAACUCCCGUGAAGAAAUAUACCAAUCAUGCUGCUUAGAUGAAGCUCCAAGAAAUGUGAGCCACGAAGACAGGGCAUCCUUUAACCUGUGGGUAUGCCUGCAGGUGAGCAGCAUCUUCAGAUGUCCAGUGUUUGUAAUCUACAUCCCACACUAGGUUGGCAUUUUGUGGUGGUAAUUACCUCUAAGUCCCUUUUAACCCUAUAAAUGGCUCCUCGAUAAGCAUAUUUUGCUAAGAAGCUCUUGUAUCUUAAAUUGUCCCUUAUUUUUAAUCAAUAUGCCAUCGUACUGCUUUUUACCCUUUUUUGUUGUUGUUCUGUAUCUAACUUGUUCUACAUCUUGCUGGCAUCUGCCCAUGUGUAGAUUCAUCCCUAGUUCCUUUGUUUUCCCAGAACUCCCACCUAUUCUUCCUGCCUAGCUAUUGGCCAUUUAGCUUCUUAUUAAACCAAUCAGUGACACAUCUUUAUACAGUGUAAUUAAUUAUUUCACAACACUCUUCCAUAUUCCUGUAAUUAAUCCCAAUAAAGCUCAUGGGUUCAACAA